This is a messenger RNA of Gongylonema pulchrum, 510 nucleotides long. The record is from the annotation of a GenBank genome assembly. NCBI's taxonomy places the organism in Eukaryota, Metazoa, Nematoda, Chromadorea, Rhabditida, Gongylonematidae.
AUGUCAGACCAAUUGCCGGACGAGGAUUUUCAACGCAUAGGUUCAUCUGCUCAUCGAGUAGGCUCAUCCGGUGACUUCAGCGAAGCACCUCCACCACCCCCAAGCGUUCCGAAUACAAGCAGAGAAGCCCUUCGUGGCAGCGAACGAACUCCUGUUAUUACAUCUCCAACUGGCUCCGAUUUCGCGCAAACGGUGAGUAUUCAUAUUAUUGCCGAUCCGACGAUCGAUAAUCAGACAAGUUUUCCAUCAUCCCCGUCCACGUCCACUGAUCGAAGUCAGCUAACGCAGCCCAUUUUUGAUCCAGCAAACUCGUCUGCACCUAACGCUGACGCGGUUCCACCGACGCAGCCCUUUUGCCUACCUCCGGUUCCCGAUUUCAACCAAGAAACGUUGUAUACUGCUGCUGAAUCUUCACAAGCUGGUAACGUUUUCUCGGGUCCAAGUCAUAUUCAUUCUUCUUUUUUCUUUUGCAACGAACAUUUCUUCACUCUGUUUACUGUGGGUCUAUGA